Molecule: messenger RNA, 10119 nt
Organism: Xyrauchen texanus (razorback sucker)
Lineage: Eukaryota; Metazoa; Chordata; Actinopteri; Cypriniformes; Catostomidae
Product: methylcytosine dioxygenase tet3-A-like
Exons: 11
Coding region: 1-6204 (2067 amino acids)
Biological process (GO): oxidative demethylation; positive regulation of transcription by RNA polymerase II
Cellular component (GO): nucleus
Molecular function (GO): zinc ion binding; DNA binding; DNA 5-methylcytosine dioxygenase activity
Source: RefSeq, a predicted model, not a curated record
AUGCACAAGCUGAGAGGAGGCCCUGGCCCUCCUGUCAAGGAUAUAUAUGAAUUUUCUCAGGAUGAGGAGGACCCUAACGUUUUUCUCGGAGCCAGGGGUGCAAAGGUGGUGUCUCCUGCAGCCGACUACAUCAGGUCUGAGCAUGAGCAAGCAGGCCUCUUCUCCUUGCUGCCAUUGGAGGGUCAGGAACUGAUGGAGCAUGUGGUGCCACAGAAAAAGAAGCGUAAGAGAUGCGGUGUGUGUGUGCCUUGUAUGCGGAAGGAGAACUGUGGUACAUGCAGCAACUGCCUGAACAGAAAUGUCGGCCACCAGAUCUGCAAACUGAGAAAGUGUGACAAGCUGAAGAGAAGAACAGGCCAGUGGGAGGUGGAAUAUUUUGAAGACAUAAAAGCUCGGUCCAUCAUCCCAAACCUGGCUAAAAAGACUGUUUCCGUGGUGGGUUCAGUGGAUGGCCCCACAGGAAGAAGCCAGAUGGAAAUUGGGUCCCAUGACUGCCUGGAAGAAGGCGUGUUAGACCAGUCUAAUGGGGUGAGCAAACAUGCAACAAAUGAAAAAGAUAUUUGUGAUGAAGAAGAUGGAGGCAUGGCCAGGGAGCAACACCAGCACAGCUACCAUGAGGGGCCUGGAGGUAUUUCCAAGACAUCAGACUGGGGCCCUAAGCAUGCUGAGAAAUCAACAAAUCCUGAAUCUCAACAGGGUGCUUGGAGUGGCCAAAACCCCAGCACACAUGUGAAUGAUGUGGAUAUGGAAGAUGCACGAACACUAGUGGCAUUUUCUGCUACUGUAGGCUCACUGGCCCCUUACAGCAACCAUCAACCUUCUCAGACUCCUCCAACUCAGCUGUAUGAAAGAUUCAACCAGGAGAUGUCUAAUGGAAGUGAGGAGGCCAGGCAGAAAGGUGUGGAUGGUGCGUUUUGCCCCCCUGAAGAUUUAGACGCCCUUCAGGCUGCACUGAGCAAGGCCCGUCAUGGCCACAAGCCACCUAACUGUGAUUGUGAUGGCCCAGAAUGCCCUGACUACUUGGAGUGGCUGAAAAAGCAAAUCAAAAUGGUGACUAAUUGCAAGGACAAAGGGUCCUGUAAGGUAUCUGGUGCUCCUCCACAGCCAUAUUUACAGCAUUGUUAUGCUCAAUCCCAACCUCAACAAUGUGGAAAUAACCCAUCAUGUGUGCAAGACACAAAUCCACAGACCCCUGUUAACAAGCCUUCAGCUCCAAGGUCCUUUGACCCACCACCUAUUCCCUGCUCCCCUAGUGUUCUAUCCAUAGCCAAGGAGAGAAAUGUUAGCUUGCAAACAGCUAUUGCAAUUGAGGCCCUGACCCAGCUGUCUGCUACUGUCCAACAAAAGAUUGUUUCUCCAGGCGAGUCUUCACCUGCAAAUCACCAUCAUCAUUUGCCAACCUCAUACCCUCAGAGUAUGCCACAAUUGGUCUCUUUAUCCCCUCUUUCUUCCUCCUCUGUCUCCUCUGCUAUGCCACAGUCCAUCCCUCCUGGAAAUUACCCUCAACAGGACCCAUCAUCAUGGGAACAGCAGAGGCCUCAUCAUCAGGACAUUAUGCCAAGCUCUUCACACUACGCUUCCCAAUACCCAUCCUCCAAGUCCCCAUUUACAGGCCUGCCCCCAUCAACCCCUAACCCCCCACCCCAGCAGUGGCAGCAGGGCAUAACUGGAAGUUGUGAGAAAAGCUCCUCUCAGAACCUAUGGAUGAGGAUGAACUCAGAACCCCAGCCUCAAUUUGUAAACCCAUCCCAUGGUAGUAGUGACCCAGUGUCUGAACUGAAGCAACUCCUUGGAGACACUGGUGGAAAGUACACAAACUCAGCAUUCAAAUUUCCACUCCCUCACCCCAGCUUGCAGGAUGGUCACAAGGCCAGCCUUACUGGGGUGCCACACAUCAAGCAGGAGGUGGAUGCAAAAGAGUACCAAGGCUCAGGGUGUCCAGUCAUGGGCCAAGAGGGGAUGGUAAAUGGCCAGCAGCAGUUCUGGGGUCAGCAGUUUUCCCCUUCCAUUAGGCACUCAACUCAGGCAGCACUACAGCAGCACCUUCACCAUAAACGCAAUCUCUUCUCUAACUCCCCAGCCUUCAGUUCAUUAGCCCCAAUGGCUUGUCAGAACCUCCGUAAAUGGUGGCCACAAACUACGCCAGAGAGUCAAGGAACCAUCAAACAGGAGCACAAAGAACCUAAAAAGAAAAAGAGUGUUCAAAUUUCUCCUCAUCUCAAACAGCCAAUGGGUGGGCUAUGUAGCCCAUUGGGCCAACCUCUUCCAAAACCCAAACAGAUUGUCAUCAAGAAGCAUAAAAAGAAAGCUUCACAACCAACCUUUCUCCCACAGAGCCAGAUCACAUUAUCGAAAACUCCACACAUCAACCCAGGUUAUGCACCAUCCUUAUCCCAGCUGGCUCCCUCUUUACCACACAUGGAAGCUGGGCUUCCCCCCUCUCAGGUGGCUGAGAGCCACCUAGCUCCAGCCCAAUCUCAGGAAUCCAUUUUGAAUAGCAGUAGUGCACCCAUCUCUGAAAACACCCAGUCGUCUCCUACCACCCCUCUCUCUAUCAUAGCACCUUCCAACCAGAAGGUGAUAGCUUGUUCAGGCCCAGCCGUGUCAGCUGAAAACAUCCCAGCAAACUGUAUCACAAUUCAUACCUCUACAAAACGGUCUGCUCCCUCUCUGACUGGCCUCAGUACCCUAGAUCCAAAAUUUGAAGAGCUGAUUCGCCAGUUUGAGGAGGAGUUUGGGGACAACAUUUCCUCAGCUUCUGCAGCAGAGACCCCAGAGCAAGGCCCAUCUCAGCCAGUGGUGACCGCAUCACAACCAUUCUCAAACUCAGGACAAGCCAGACCAGAGUCACAAUCCCCAAAGCAGCCAAAAAACUGCCCUCCUGUUCCUACAGUUAUGUCUGAGCCCAUGGUUGAAGGUCAAAAGGGGAUGAUAAAGAGAGUGAAUGAAGAAAAACCAUUAGCAUCUGAGCAGCUCUAUACUGUAAAACAGGAAAGUGAGGAAUGUGAGGUGGCUGUGAAACCUUCUGGACAGCUCCUGUCUGUGCCUCCGGAGGCAUUUCUGGAGCGACAUCACCCAUUAAUCACAUCUUUCACCCCUCCAACAAAGCGCAUGAAGAUUGAGUCAUCCGGUGACGUGACAGUACUCUCCACAACCAUGUGUUUCUCUGCAGAUGGAGAAGGAAAAGAUUUGAAUACACCCACCAAGGAUAUCUUCCCUGCCUCCCCUUCACUCAAAGGCUUUCUUGAGUCACCACUGCGCUAUCUGGACACUCCCACCAAGGGCCUGCUGGAUACACCUGUGAAAGAUGCCCAAGCUGAGUUUCCCACCUGUGACUGUGUGGACCAGGUCCUAGAAAAGGAUAAGGGUCCUUAUUACAAUCAUUUGGGAUCUGGGCCAACUGUGGCUGCAGUCAGAGAACUGAUGGAAGAGAGGUAUGGGGAGAAGGGUGAAGCCAUUCGUAUUGAGAAGGUGGUUUACACAGGGCGAGAGGGAAAGAGCUCUCAGGGAUGCCCUAUUGCUAAGUGGGUGAUUCGUCGUGGCAGCGAGGCGGAGAAAGUUUUAUGUGUGGUGAAGCAACGUCCUGGGCACCACUGUGCCAACACUGUCAUCAUCGUUGUAAUCCUGGCCUGGGAAGGUGUGCCCCGUGCUUUGGGAGAUAAACUGUAUCAAGAAGUCACAGAAACAAUCACCAGAUACGGCAACGCCACCAGCCGCCGCUGUGGACUAAAUGACGAUCGAACCUGUGCAUGCCAAGGGAAGGACACGGAUAAAUGUGGAGCUUCCUUCUCUUUUGGCUGCUCUUGGAGUAUGUACUUCAAUGGAUGCAAGUAUGCUCGAAGCAAAACCCCUCGCAAGUUCAGACUGCAGGGAGAACACCCAAAAGAGGAGGAAAAUCUCAGGGAUAAUUUCCAAAACUUGGCCACUCAUGUGGCCCCUCUGUAUAAGCAACUUGCUCCCCAGGCCUACAGUAACCAGUGUGUGAGUGAGCACAUUGCUUCAGACUGUCGCUUGGGUUUGAAGGAGGGUCGGCCAUUUUCAGGAAUCACUGCAUGCAUGGAUUUCUGUGCCCAUGCUCAUAAAGACCAGCAUAACCUCCACAAUGGCUGUACUGUGGUGUGCACUCUUACAAAAGAGGACAAUCGCACAGUGGGCACUAUCCCAGAUGAUGAGCAGCUGCAUGUGCUUCCGCUCUACAAGAUCUCUCUUACCGACGAAUAUGGUAGUGAGGAGAACCAGCGCCUUAAAAUGAAAACAGGAGCCAUUCAGGUGCUCUCUAACUUCCGUCGAGAGGUUAGAAAACUUCCAGAACCUGCUAAAUCCUGCCGGCAGCGUCGCUUAGAGGCCAAAAAGGCUGCUUCAGAAAAGAAGAACAAGAAACUGCAGCUUGCAGAAACCCCAGAGAAGACUGUCAAGAUGGAGAUGCACAACGCAGAGUCAUCCCACCCUCAGCAAGGCAAUAAAGCUAUUCCAAAACAGGAGAUGAAGCCCACCAUCAAAAAAGAGCCUGUUGACCGCUUCCAGCCCUUCAAUGGAGCCAUACAUGGCAACCCAGCACUAGGGAACGGCAAGGCAGCCCCUGAUCCCCACAGCACGAACAGUUCAUUCUCCUACCCUGGUAACUAUGCAAGAGGUUGCGUCCCUACCAACAGCCAACCUCCUGCACAUAGCCCCAUCAAUGGCUUUCACCCCAACCUCCAAGACAUGCGAUUCAGUUACUACAACUACCAUCCCAAUGCACUUUUUCCUACUGAGCUCUUGAGUUAUGAUAAUGGAGCCUGGCCAAAAGCUGGAGAACCCUCUGCCCCAUCAUUUGACCAAAAGCCAGAUGUUAAGAAUCUCCAAGCCAAAAUGGCACAGGCAUAUCCUAACCGUCCUGGCCAAUCACAGCAACAAAUGACUGAUGCACCCAUUCAAGGCUACCCACAUCCAUCAGAGUUUUCACAGUCUCCUGUUCCACACAGUACACCAUCAGUGUCGCUUGUGCAGACACACCGCUCAAUACCUAUCAUCAAGCAGGAGCCAAUGGAUCUGCCACUAUAUGAUGGCAGUAUAGAUGGGCAUGUUCAGUGCUGCCCUAGCACUACCAGUACCACACCAAAGCCUGAAGGCUGGCCUGGGCUUAAGCCAAAUGGCAGCAUAGUCCCUAAAGGCUGGAAUGGAAACCACAGGCCAAGUCCAGCUGAUUCGCCUUUUACUUCAGAUAAGCAGAGGCUCCACCAGCAACACACAUACCAGCAUGAGCAACCUCUGUAUCCACAGCAGCAGCAGUGGAAUUCCUAUCCUCGCCCUAACACUCCAAUGUCAUCCCCUGCCCCAUCUCCAUCUCCAACUCCAUCCAUAAAAGCAGGUCUUUCCCAUGCUCCCUCUCCACAACCGUCCACCCCAAGACAGUGGGAUAGCUCUGCCCCAAGUCCACAACCUAAGACGUGGGGCCCUUAUGGUCCCAUUGGUUAUGGUGCUGGUGGUCUUAGGCAAGGCAACCCUGCUGGUGCUUUCCCUGAUAAAAUGCUAUGUCAGGCAGGUGAGAAUUGUGGCUCUGCUCCUCUGGGAAUCCAGGAGAAAGCCUGGAAAUCUGGUGGUGGAUCCGUAGCAGGCAGCACACCAUCUCCGGCUCCUGAGGGUCGCUUAUUCCCUGAUUCACUGCAAAGAUUCAAUGGUCAGGCAUGCUGGGACAGUGAGGCAGAGACCCAAAGUGAAUGUGACCCUGAAGAGGAAGAGGUGUGGUCAGACAGCGAGCACAACUUUCUGGACCCCAACAUUGGAGGAGUAGCUGUGGCCCCUGCUCAUGGCUCCAUCUUGAUUGAAUGUGCCCGUCGGGAGCUCCAUGCUACCACGCCACUUAAAAAGCCUGACCGUACCCACCCAAGCCGGAUUUCCCUGGUCUUUUACCAGCACAAGAACCUCAACCAGCCCUGCCACGGCGUGGCUUUGUGGGAGGCCAAGAUGAAAAUCCUAGCCGAGCGGGCGCUACAGAGGCAACAAGAAGCAGCUCUUUUGGGUCUCUCACAGGAUGAAAUUAAGGCCUAUGGGAAGAAGCGCAAGUGGGCGACUGGAUCAGCAAGCCCAUCCCCAGGACAGAACAAGGACAAACGAGAGAGUGUGGUGACACGGAUGGCACCCACUCAGCAUACCACCACCAUAGUUAAUGUUUCACCCUACCCGUCCACGCAACUCACUGGCCCUUACAGUCGAUUCGUGUAAACUCAUGUAGACUGUUGCCCCCUAGAGCCAGAGAAGGGAAAAAAAUAAGGAUCAUGAAUCUUACACCUUUACCAUUUCCUUCUCUUCUUCUAGCUCUAACACCUCUCUCAGGUCACCACAAGGGAGGGAGAAUAAAGGAUGGGGCACUUUUUCACUUUCUUUUCCUCAUUUACCUCAAAUUUGGCAGCAGUUUGGGAACACCCCAAACGGACAUGCUGUCUAUGGUGCUCUUGCUCUCUCCAACGUGGGAGGGAUUUCCAUAGCUACCCCUCCUUAAGUGAAUUUGAUGAUCCUAAUUAUUAUUGCUCUAUUAUCAAUAUUAUUAUGAUUGCUAUUGUUGCUGUCAACAUUGAUAUUACAGGUAUUGCUAUUAUAUUCUGAAGAUUAAUAUUUUUUAUUUUAAUGUAACUGUUUUUUCAUCAUUGUUAUUAAUAUUUUGAUUUCCCUCUCUUGACUAGAGGAACUUCCUUUUUACUUUCUCGCUUGUUCAUUAUGAACAUGAGAACAAGCUAAUCAGCGAUUUUUGAUGUUGUGCUUUUCACCAUUUCCACCAGUCAACCUCUCUAUAAAAGAAACGCCUUCACACCAUUGUGAGUCAGAUUUAUGUGACUGCAUUAAGGCAACUCUAGAGUAUCUGCAGCCUAGCUGCAGUCACUGAACAAAUGACCAAAAUUAGAAAGAGAGGACCUGACACCAUAGCCUUUCUAUUUGGCGCCACUCAAUGAAAUCUGUAAUGUUUCUCAUCCUUUCAAAUGGUGCUUCAUUUCGGUCUGAAGUGUCUCUAAUGUGGCUCUCACAACAUUGAGGCAGGUGCUGGACCUGGGUGCUUUUUGGCAGCAGAUGUCAAUUGAAAUUAAGUUACAGGGACCUCUCAGUCCUGGUAAUUGGUUCAGCCUUCCAUCUAGUCAUCCGAUUGGUGCUGAUUCAUUUGGCCAUUCUUCGUUAGAAUAUGGCAUGUUUUAGACUUAGCUCUCUGAGGUGCUGGUAAUGCUAAUAAAAUCCACCUUAAUAGAAACAGCCCUAAAGAGCUGCAGAUAAUCCACCAUGGGUCUUAAGCUCGUGAUUUUCAUAUAGACUGAACAAUUCAGACUCAGCGCAAACAGAGGAUUCUAAACUAUAUCCAAUAUUUUAUUGGCUUGAAAUUCUGCAAUCUAUACUUGGUUCACCCUAGAGAUGUUUGUAGCACAGAGACGUAAAGCUUCAGUAGGAAAGAAAAUGUUUCUUAAAAUAAUAACUUACUACAAAAUUACCAUCACACAGGAGUAUUUAUAGAUAAGUAACACUGUUCGAUCUGGUUGGUUUUUGUCAGCAGACUGACAAAAAAAAAUUCUAUACUAUGGCAAACACAGGAUAGAAGCUAGAGGGGAACUUCAAAAACUGGGUCCCAAUUGCCAAUUAUUGUUAUUUUUUUACUAUGGGUUUCCCAACAAAACUUGCCUGUGUAAACUGAAGAUGUCAUCCAUGACCUGACUAAUCUAUAGCUACCCAUUAGUGAUAAUGAUUGUUAUCCAAGUUAAACCCACCAGCCUAAUGGCAAGAGCAAACUUCAUAGAGCUGGUGCUACUAGACAUUUACGGUCCAGUAAAGUUGCCCCUCUUUGUCAUAAGCAUCACUCUUCUCUCUUUUUGCCCUGAGAGAUCAACCACACCUGGAAUUCAUGGUGCUGAUGGGCAAUGCAUAUAUUCUAAGCUUAUAGUUGUUGCUAAAUGUAUACUUCUGUUUGCUUGUGGGUGUAUGUGUGCACAUGCUUGGAUUCAACACAUGCUUACUGGUUGGAAUGUAUGUGUACCAGUGUGACUGUUUGUCCAUGCAUGUGUGAUCUACAUAUAGGGAGCAGUGCGAUGCUGCCACUGGUUUGCAUAGGGCUGUAAGAUGCUUAACACUCACAAAGGAGAGAUCCUGGUGCUCAUUAAGUGGUCCUAAAGCUCUUUACCUCAUGUUGUACAGACACUGGUCCUAGUCUCAACAUGCUACAAAUAUACAGGCGCUACAGACUGCAGGCUUGCUGCCUUUAUCCACAUUCGUACCCACUUUUUAUUAUUAUUUAUUAUAUGAUAAUGAUGAUUGUUAUUGUAAUUGCUGUCAUUUAUUUUACUUUUUGUUCAUUUUAAAGAAAUUGUAAAUAUUGAAGAGAGGAUUUUAUAAAAGCACUUUUAAUCUUGAUUUUAAUGAGAAAAAAAUAAGAACGGAUUAUUGACAACUUGAAACCUAGUUUUUGUUUUAAUGGAAUUUUAUUGGAAGAGAUAGAAAUGUAAAUAGUUAAAUAUUUAGGUAAGAUUAUUUAACUGGUGAGGGAUGAUGGCCUAAUCAUGAAUUAUUCCUGAAUUUGUUGUCUUCGGUUUUCUGUAUGUCAAGUAAUCAACAGAGCAUGAUGCUUUGUUGGUCUUACGAUUCUGCUGUCCUUACGUUCGUGAGUACUGUACUUACACCAAUACAUCUGUACUACCAUUGUCACCGGCUUCUGAUCCAUAACUAUAAACCAUAAACUAAAGGAGAUCAAAGAAAUGACUGCAAAAUUGUGCAUCGAUACUAAGACAAUUCAAGCAUUCAGGACUCACAUUGUUUUAAAAGGGAGUGGAAUAACUUUUACAUGAAAAUUGCCAUGGAACCGAAAAGAAUAUGGGGUGUUAUUUUGCCACUGAACAGUUUAAAACUGCAGGUAGAUGAUGUAAAAAUGUUUUUGUUAUUACAUUUCACGUGGGGUUAGUCUUGCAUAACUCUGACUGUGCACUGACAUUAUAUUAUCUAGGUUGUCACUUGUUCUUGGACAUGGUGAUACUUAACCCUGAAGUAAAAAGAGUUUCAAUCUCUUGAAGCUAGGUUAAAUUUUGUUCACCCUAAAUGGCUUUUAACCAUGGUGCUACCCCUAGAGUUCGCUGUGGAAAUCACUUUUCGCAAACACUGUUGCUAUAGGCUCUUAAAUUAAUAUCUGAACUCUGUUUGAGAGUAUAGAAAAAAACGAUAUGGUGCUGAUCAUUUUUUAAUAUUUUUACAUAUUUCUGAGAGAUUUCGGAUGUUCACAAUAGAUUAAAAAAAAAAAAAAGCACUCCCACAGAUCCAGUUCCCAUUUUUAGUCCUCACCCUAAAUAAUUUAAAUGGUACUUGAAGAGCAUGAUGACCGAUAGAGGAAUAGGUACUCAUGCUAAUGAUGUGAAUAGACUGUUAAUUUAAUAUUCUGGUGCUAAGCGAUGCGUUGUCACCCAUUUUGAAGUUUUAAACAUUUUGUCAUUUUCUUGGUUAAACAUUCUUUAUUCAUACCUACAUUUUGGGCACACGAUCAUACAAAUACACACAGCACACACAUGUACACACUACUCUCUUUCCCCUCUAUCAGCACUCACAUUUAGAGUAUUAAUUAUGCCCAGUUUUAAACAUCAAAAAGACAAAAUGUCUAAAUGUCUAAACAAAUGAGGGGGGAAAGAAAAAAAACUGGCAGCUACAUUCCUUAAUGAGAAUGAAAAAUUGUUCUUGGUUUUAUUUUUCAUGUUGAGUAUGCAGUAUGUAAAAAGUGUUAUCUUUUGUUUGGUCUCUCUCCUUGUAGCUGUAUGGUGUAUUAUGUGAAUACAAUAGUGUAUGUGGUAAAACCCACAAUACUGUUUUGUUCUAAACUAAGAAAAAAUAAAAUUACAAAAAUGUAAGAACUAAAAUGUGGCAAUAUUCAUUCAAUAAACAUACUGAUUACCAGUGACUUCAUAAUGUGUUAAUACACCUGUUGAGUUGUGCCAAUCUUUAUUAUCAUCUUAAAGUAAUAGUACAUUUAUGUUGUAUGUUAUCAGACUUCCAUCUUAAGACCAAGUUUAUAUGUUAAAUGAUUUUAAAAGCCUUAAAAUGAUUGUUUAAAGCACAUUAACUAAAAUGCACAACCCAUAAAGAUGUAUGUUAUAAGACCACACGAUGGCAAUAGAGUUCUGUGAU